GCUGCGAUAGCUCACAAUUUGUCUUUUGGGUGGUCAGGUAACUCUCUUGACGAGUCAUUUUCAGCUCUUUGGCAAAAAGUGUUGCUCUUCCUGCAUUGUCAAACCUCGUCAGAUUGAAUCAGUUCGGCGGCUUCUUCUCGCUGUCAAAUCACAAUGUCCGGAAGUCCUGCUGUGAUCAUGCGGCUGGUGGCCUCUUCCUACGCUGUGGCUGAAAAGGCCGGGGCCAUCGUGAGGAAGGUCCUGCACAGUGGAGAACUUGGCAUUGUGGAGAAGACUGGAGCCAAUGAUCUGCAGACACUGGCAGACAGACUCGCACAGCAGAGCAUUUGUGCAUCGCUGUCCAGACGUUUCCCUAAAAUCACCAUCAUCGGAGAGGAGGAGCUUCCAGAUGAGGAGAUAAAGGAGGAUCUCGUUGAAAGUGGUCUCUCAGAGGAAAUCCUUCUCAAGACGUGCCCAGAAGAAUAUAGCCAUCUCAAAGAGGAGGAGCUAGUUGUGUGGGUUGACCCCCUCGAUGGCACAAAGGAAUAUACUGAAGGGCUCCUGGACAAUGUGACGGUGCUUAUUGGUAUCGCACAUGGAGGUCGAGCCAUUGCAGGUGUCAUCCACCAGCCUUUCUACAACUACGAGCUUGGAGCAGGAGCAGCUUUAGGGAGAACUCUGUGGGGGAUGCCAGGACUGGGUGCCUUUGGAUUUAAGCUGCAGGAGGUUCCAGGUGACAGACGCAUUGUCACCACCACGCGUUCCCAUAGCAACAAGCUGGUAACGGACUGUGUGGACGCCAUGGAGCCCCAUGAGGUUGUAAGAGUGGGCGGCGCUGGGAACAAGAUAAUCCAGCUUGUUGAAGGGAGGGCUUCAGCAUAUGUCUUCGCCAGUCCAGGGUGCAAGAAGUGGGACACCUGCGCUACCGAAGCCGUUCUGCAUGCCGUGGGAGGUAAACUGACGGACAUGCACGGCAAUGCAUACUGCUAUGACGCCAACGUCAAGCACAUGAAUUCGGCCGGCGUACUCGCAACACUACGAAACCAUGAGUACUAUGUCAGCAGAGUACCACAGUCAGUGCUGCAGGCCCUCAAGUCAGGGUGAGGUCUGUCUAUCUUCAGAAGUCACACCAGUAGCAGACAUUCACAACUCACACAAUCAUUCAACGUUUUAACACUAACGAUCCGUCCACAUGUGCAAAAUCCUUCUUCUAUAUGCUCUGCUCUGGUUGUGUGUCAUGCACUGUUUAAAUAGCCAGAAACAGGGAACAGACUUCAUAGGGUUUCCAUUCAUUUCAAACUAAAUCUCAAAUUGUCAUUAACACACUGAUUCCAACUUGAUCAAUAGAUUACAAUGCUUACCGGUGGUCGGUAUAAGUUAAACAUUCAUUGAGGAGUUUGAAAUGAUUCACUUGAAUGCAAUUUAUCAGCAGGUUUGCUUCAUGGAAAUAUUGAUGAGGAACAAUCUUGAGAGUAUUUACUUUGAUGGAUAACUUAAAACAGAUUUCAAUCUUGUUCCUGUAAUGUAAUUAUUCAUUAAUCUUGAAAGAUUCUGGGUGGUGGCUUUUUAUGUAAUAUGUUAAACUGAACUGAUUAACAAUAUAUUGUUUUGUUUCUUAAUUUUCCAGAAUGUAUUCUGACAUUAAACCCUAUAUGAACUUGUAUAUAUAAAAAAUUGUUAAAAAAUUCUUCAAUUGAAUUUGCCUUAAUAUAUAGUUAUACUUUUUAAACAACUUUCUUUGCCAUUACAUUUUAAGACCCAUUAUCUUAUGACUUUUCCAUCUUAUGACGUUUCCAACUCUUUUGGCAAUAUUAUAUUACGACUUUUUUCAUAAAUUAUUUCAUAUGAUUUCCUGACAAAAUAUAUUGACUUUUCAGGAUAUUUUAUUGACAAAUGGGAAUAACACCCCACUCCGCUGGUGGAAUCAGGAAUCAUUUAUUGACAUAUGUCAAGAAAUACAAGGAAUUUGACGUGGCGGUUGGUGCAGGACAGAUAUUUAGACAUUGGACAACAUAGUGCAAGGAACAAAAUACAAUGCCAUGGAUUAGUAAUCUAAAGCUAUGGGUUAGUUAAAAAUAUAGGAAUACGUUUUUUUU
Pungitius pungitius (ninespine stickleback) is the source of this 2075-nucleotide messenger RNA. Its product is annotated as 3'(2'),5'-bisphosphate nucleotidase 1. The coding region runs from base 154 to 1083 and encodes 309 amino acids. The transcript has 9 exons. Lineage: Eukaryota; Metazoa; Chordata; Actinopteri; Perciformes; Gasterosteidae. The record is from RefSeq and is a predicted model, not a curated record. Gene Ontology annotation, molecular function: 3'(2'),5'-bisphosphate nucleotidase activity.